AUGAUACCUCCUCACGUCACCCAAUCUAUUGCCCAUUCAGUACUUUUACUCGCUCCUCUCAAGUGUCAUAUGGCCUGCCUACUUCAGUUGUCAGCGCAGGCUACUGAGACCAAGCCCACUCUUUCAAACUGUAUCCCUUUUCCCAUCUGCCGUCUGCUGGCAUCUCGUUCACCGGCGUCUAACUCCAUUCACAUAUUCACGCUUCUUUUUCAGCAUUCUGCCUCAACGAUUCGUCCAUUGAAGGUCCUCACCUUUGUUUCUUCGGCUACUCGAAGAUCCCAGUUACAACGCGGCUACCUGCACCAGAAGAAAGAAUCUCUUCACCUGCGUCAUUGCAAAGCCGAUUGGAUCUAUGCGUUUAGGAAGACCGUAUUCGGCCAGCCACCAGACUACAACAAAGUGCCCUAA
Messenger RNA from Protopolystoma xenopodis, 408 nucleotides. Lineage: Eukaryota; Metazoa; Platyhelminthes; Monogenea; Polystomatidea; Polystomatidae. The record is from the annotation of a GenBank genome assembly.